Messenger RNA from Anas platyrhynchos (mallard), 460 nucleotides. RefSeq names its product lipase H (gene LIPH). The record is from RefSeq and is a predicted model, not a curated record. Lineage: Eukaryota; Metazoa; Chordata; Aves; Anseriformes; Anatidae. Gene Ontology annotation, biological process: lipid catabolic process. Gene Ontology annotation, molecular function: glycerophospholipase activity.
CCUCAGGAUUGCCACACUGUGCUCGUUUCAGAUCCCGGGGAGACAUGUCCUGCAUUCACAGCUCUCAGCUUCAGCAACGCUUUGAUAGGGACCGACCUGAAAGUGAAGCUCAUGCUGUACACCAGGCAAAACCCAGACUGUGCCGAAGAGCUCAAUUCUACAGCCUCCAAGUAUCUAGAUCUGACCAAGAAAACCACCUUCAUUAUCCACGGGUACCGGCCCACAGGCUCUGCCCCGGUCUGGAUCCCUGGCUUGGUACAGCUCCUGCUUUCUGUGGAAGCCAUGAACAUCAUCGUAGUGGACUGGAACCGGGGGGCAACGACCAUCAUCUACAGCACGGCUUCCAGAAACAGCAAGAAAGUUGCUGAGAUUCUGAAGAAACUUAUUGAUGAAAUGUUGGUAAGUUGAACGUUCACACUAUGAUAUAGUUGUUAAUAUGUAAAGGGCACAAAGGAAGUGU